Messenger RNA from Pseudogymnoascus destructans, 820 nucleotides. RefSeq lists its product as uncharacterized. The record is from RefSeq and is a predicted model, not a curated record. NCBI's taxonomy places the organism in Eukaryota, Fungi, Ascomycota, Leotiomycetes, Thelebolales, Thelebolaceae. The transcript has 2 exons. Bases 1 to 717 code for a protein of 238 amino acids.
AUGAAGAGUGUGCCUGCGAAGAUGACGAGGGCGAGAACGAACAGGCGGAACGGCGAUGAUGGUGCCACUUUGGAGGAUUGGGGAUCCUUGCCUUUUGUUCAUAUUGUAGCCAACUUCAUCUUCACGUACAACUCACAGCCGCCUCUCUUCCAUACAACCGCCUCAUUUUACGGCAGUCUCCUCCACACCAAUCUCACGCCAUCAGACAUAAUCACCACCAUGGCUGCCCCUCAAAUCCACACCUACCACUGCGCCUGCACCUCCCUCCUCCUCGCGACAACAACCCCCCUCCCCUCCCUCCCCCGCCGCGCCACCUCUCUCGACCACUCCACCAUCCUCCCCCUACACUCCGACGCCCACCCCCCCUCCUCCCUAACCCCCCACACAACGCUCCUCUCCAUGACGCCCGACCGCCGCACCACGACUAUCCGCCGCGAAGACGGCUUCGAGAAGCGCAUCCUCUGGCGAUGUGGGCGCUGCCGCGUUGUGGUGGGGUAUGAGCUCGACCCGUCGCAUUUUGAGGCUCCGACGACGGCUGGGGGUGGAGAGGUGCAGGGGGAGAGCAGUGUGCCCCGGGAGGACGGGGGGGUUCCGAGGGUGUUGUAUAUACUCCCAGGCUGGGUGCAGAGCACCGAGCACAUGGCAUCUGGGAAGAAAAUCAGCGAACAAGGCGCUGUGCUAGAAAGUGCACAGCUAGGUGUUACAGUGUGGGAAUAAGCAGUUGGGAUUUCCAUUAGUCGGUGUUACUGUAUUACGAGCAUUGCGGGCGUUAAAAACCAUGGAUUUGGGAUUCACAUAUCGAGCGGAUUACAGGAGCACA